Messenger RNA from Corylus avellana, 1992 nucleotides. The record is from RefSeq and is a predicted model, not a curated record. NCBI's taxonomy places the organism in Eukaryota, Viridiplantae, Streptophyta, Magnoliopsida, Fagales, Betulaceae.
AUGAAUAAAGAGGUGCGAGAUCUUCAGGAGAAGUAUGAGAAGAUGGCUUUUCUAAUUGGAAAUGGUGAAAAUCAAUCCCUAGCUAAAGAUCUUAUGCAAUAUACCAAUCUGCCUUUCACUGACCGAGUAAUGAGAUUUCCUCUUCCUGACAAAUUCAAAAUGCCUUGGGUCAAUAAGUAUGACGGAAGCACAGAUCCUUAUGAUCAUAUGGUGAGUUUCCGAGCUCACAUUAUUCUUCAUGAUACUCCAGACGAGAUAGCUUGCCGAGCUUUCCCACUAACUUUGGAAGGUAUUGCCAAAGAAUGGUUUGGAGGUCUGAGUCCUAAAUCUGUUGACAACUUCGAUUUUCUCAGACAACAAUUUCUGGGUCAAUUCAUUGCUGUUCAGAAAAGAAAGAAAAACCCAGUUUAUUUACUGUCUAUCAUCCAAGGGAAAACCGAGUCUUUAAAAGAUAAUAUGUUACGUUUUAAUCGGGAGAAGUUGAUGGCCGAAACCCCGGAUGAACAAAUUUUCACGAACAAAGCUGAAGAAUUCAUUAACCAAGAAGAAACUAUCUCAGCUUUGACGAAGUCCAAACCCGAGGAGAGUAAGCAUGUCGCUGACUCGGUUAGAAUAACACCAAAGGCUUUGGUGGAGAAAAAGAAGACAAGAGAUCAUCAGAAGGUGAUAAUCCCAAAAAAGAAGAUUGAGUUACCGCCCAAGCAGAAUCAACAGCAACAGUAUGUAGGGUGGACACCUCUGAACACAACUGUUUACAAGGUAUUCAUGGAGGUUAGGAAGGAUCCGAGCUUCCGAUGGCCUGGAAAAAUGAAAGCUCUUCCCCAAAAUUGGACCACUCAUAAGCUUUGUGAAUAUCAUAACGAUCACAGGCAUUAUACCGAAGAUUGUAUAAGCCUUCGGUUUGAAAUUGAAAAGUUUCUCAGAAAUGGGAAGUUGUUGAAGUUUGUAGCCGAAGAGAAAGGUCGAGAGAAAAAUCCUCAAAACGAGCAGAGUCAUCGUUCAUCACAGAACUUGGAGCCGAACAAUAAUAAUUUUCGCAAUCAGAGACAAAAGCGUGAUGAACCGAGGCCCUCCAAAGCCCAGAAACUAGAAUCGGGCGUUCUAUCAUUUUCGGAGGAGGAUGUGAAAGAAGUUUCAAAGCCACAUGACGAUGCAUUGGUGAUAACUCUAACAGUGGCUAAUCAUGCUAUUCACCGAGUUCUUGUGGACAAUGGAAGUUUGGCUGAUAUUCUCUACUGGACAGUUGUUCAAAAACUAGGCGUUGGCCGAGGGAAGUUAAAGCCUUUCUUAUCACCAUUAAUCGGGUUUGCAGGGGAGCGUGUUCAACCCAUCGGAAUGAUUUAUCUUCCAGUAACAGCAGGAACCGCUCCUAAACAGUCCACAAUCAUGGUGGAUUUUUUGGUGAUUGACCAACCAUCGGCGUAUAAUGUAAUCAUCGGUCGCCGAACUUUGAACCAACUGAAGGCUGCAACUUCUACUUAUUAUUUGAAGAUGAAAUUUUCGACGACCGAAGGCGUCGGAGAGGUUAAAGGUGAUCAAGUUGUCGCCAGAAAGUGUUAUAAUACAUCUUUGAAGAGGUGCCCAGAAUUAGCACUAUUGACAAUCGAAGCCAAGGAAGUUCUCAUCCGCUUCCUUCAGGAAAAUUUGGAAGUUUUUGCAUGGUCUCCCAAGGACAUGCCGGGGAUCGAUCCUAAGGAUAUUGUUCAUCAUUUGAAUAUUAAUCUAGAGAUCAAGCCUGUGAAACAAAAGCGAAGGAAGUUUGCACUUGAGAGAAACAUGGCAAUUGCCAAAGAGAUCUUCAUGCACCCAUUUGAUCAAGAUAAAACGGCGUUUAUCACUGACCGAGGCUUGUAUUGCUACAAAGUCAUGCCUUUCGGUCUGAAAAAUGCCGAAGCUACCUACCAAAGGCUAGUAAACAAGAUGUUUCAGGAGCAGAUUGGGAAGAAUAUGAAAGUUUAUGUCGAUGACAUGUUGGUCAAGAGCAGGCUGUAG